Molecule: messenger RNA, 3124 nt
Organism: Gekko japonicus
Lineage: Eukaryota; Metazoa; Chordata; Lepidosauria; Squamata; Gekkonidae
Gene: ANKMY1
Product: ankyrin repeat and MYND domain containing 1
Exons: 17
Coding region: 1-3123 (1040 amino acids)
Molecular function (GO): protein binding
Source: RefSeq, a predicted model, not a curated record
AUGAGGCCACUUCAUAAUGAUGAUUUCAGGGUAUUGAAAGAUGAACCAGAAAAUACCAUCUUACAAAGAGAAGAGGAAACAGAAGAGAAUGAAACUGAUAAUGAGCCAGUGUCUACUCGAGAUUAUGAGGCUGAUGAAGAAGAGUCAGAGGAUUAUGGGGAAGAAAGCGGUGGAUGGCAAGAAAGAUUUAGUGAAGAAGACUUCAACAAUAAUAGGAUUGACCUUACAACAGGUGUUCAAGAGUGGCCUGAUGGCUCCAUCUAUAAAGGAGAAUUUGGAUUUGAUCUAAAACUUGGAUAUGGAGAAUUUGUAUGGAAUAGUGGUGAGAGAUAUGUGGGCCAAUUUUAUAAAGACCAUCGUCAUGGCAAAGGUGUUUACUUUUGGCCUGAUGGCUCAAAAUUCACUGGGUCAUUUUAUCUUAGCCAUAAAGAAGGCUAUGGGACCAUGGAAUUUAAAGAUGGAAGAAUAUAUCAGGGGCUUUACAAGGCUGAUGAGCGAUUUGGUCCAGGGAUUGAAAGCCAUCCAGAUGAUAGUCAAGAUGUUGGCUUGUGGCAUCGAAAUCAUUUAAUUAAAUUGUGUACUGAAAUUCCUAAGCAUUUUUCUCUUCUGGAGUUCCCAGAACUCAACGUUUAUUUUGAGGCUGAAGACAAUAAACAAUAUAUUUCUGAAGAGAACAGUACAGUGUGGAACCUGAACGAGGAGAAGGAUCCAUUUUUCUACUGCUACAAAAGUCUUCUCUUAAAUGAUGACACCUACACAUUGCCUGAAAAGAUGUACAUAUACUCAAUUGAUACAGAUCAUCUUCCUCUUACUCGCACCUUCCAGAAAGAGUUUGAUUCCCAUUAUUUUAAGAGAAAUAAACGAUUGCCUUAUGAAAAACUGUGGCCAGUUACCAAUAUAACCCCUUUAAUGGUCAAAAUGCAGAAACACGUCUAUAAAUAUAGGCACUGUCAGGCAGACAUUGACUGGGAUAUUAAUUUCAUUCUCGAAGGCCAUCGGAUUGGUUUUGGACUCAAAGGUCCCAAAGAACUUGCAUCUGAACAGCUGAUUGAGAAGUCAGCAGAAGGAGACUAUCACAGAGUGUACACGAUCCUGAAGGACAGCCUGGCUCACCCAGACAUAGCCGAUGUACAUGGCUAUACGGCUCUUGCUGCUGCUGCUAUGAAUUACCAUGAUGAUAUCAUCAAUCUUCUUCUUGAUAAUGGGGCUGAUGUGAAUAAAUGCAGUGAUGAAGGAUUAUCAGCUCUAUCUAUGUGCAUUAUUCGUUAUUUCCCUGCAGAAUCAUUUCAGCCCAAUAUUGCUGAAAGGAGUAUUUCUAGAAGAGAGGAACCAGAAGAAACAGGUUCAGGGACACUGUCAGAGGCUUCUCAACUUACCGUGGACGCUGCAGAACACAGAGAAUCCCUGAUCUCUGCCCCUGCAUCCACAGGAGGAGUAGCAGUCUCUGCUGAUAAGACAAAUUCUGGCACAGAGACUGUGGCAAAGUCAUCAGAAGAUAGGGGGUCUCGAGCUGGAGAAAAGAGGACCGCAUGCAGCACUGAGACCCAUUAUGGUGUUUACAACUUUAAGAUGACUGUUUCUAGAGAAAUGUUGCAGCACGGCGCAGCUGUUCUCAGCCAACACAUGUUGGACAUACCCUACACCCCUGAUGUUGAGGAGAUUCACAAUGAAGGCCCACUAAGAAGGAUGGCAAUAUCCAUAACAGAGAACAAAAAGAGAUUGGCUACAAUCAAACUGCUCCUAAAGAGAGGCGCAGAUCCCAAUAUAAGCUGCAACCCGAUGCACGUCCUUUUCUUUGCUGUGAAAUCUGCAGAUGUGAAAGUAGUGAAGUUACUUUUAGAAGCUGGAGCAAGGACAGAUAUAAAACUUCCAGCCAGACUUGGUGGUGUAGCUCCUCUUCAUAUUGCUGCUGCCCUUACUGGUGAAGAAGGGGUUAAAAUAACAGAAUUGCUUCUUCAUUCAGUAACAGACCCUGAUGUUAGGGCAGAAGAUGCGGAUGACACAUACAGACAAGACAAAGCUGGCCUCUCUAAGGCUGAGCCUCUUGAAGCAUUAUCAAUGAUGAAACUGUAUAAUGAAACUGGACCACCCAAAGGCUUUUACACAGAAUGUACCAUUACCCCAGAGGAAGGUGGGAGGACACCCCUUCAUAUUGCGUGUGAGAGGGAGGAUAGCCAUAAGAACGCAAGUGAUGUUGUUCACCUUCUUUUAAAUCACAAUGCAAAUCCAAAUGUCCUCUGGAGUGGCCAUUCCCCUCUUUCACUGGCCAUUGCUAAUGGAAAUGAUCUGGCUGUGGCUGAGCUUUUGGCUGCAGGAACUGACCCAAAUCUCCCAUUAGGCCAAGCUGUUGGAAAUGCCCUGUGUGCUGUGGUUAACCCUGUGUACGACCAGAACAGGAUAUUGGCAAAUAAGAUUUCUUUGAUUAAUAUGUUAAUAGCUGGAGGUGCAGACAUGUUGAUGCCCAUAACCAUUGGGGAUGACACUAAAACUGCAGUGGGAACAGUAGUGGACUACGCAUACUUCAAAUUCUAUCAGGACAAGAGACUGACACGUACCCCAUUCCAUGCUCUGUCACCAACUGAGCGGGAGACCUACAAUAACCGCAGAAAGUUGCUGGAGUACCUUAGUGACCGGCUUCGUGAAUGUGUCAUCGCAAGAGAAAAACAGUGGGAUAGGGAAGAACUUCGAAGGCUCAAACUUUCGGCAAAAAAGAAAUCAGCAGGAUCUGCAGGAGUGAUACAUGAAACUGAUGCAGUAUGUCCUUUCUUUAAAUAUUGCUCUCAGUGUGGGCGAUCUGUAGGUGUGAACCUCACACCUUGCACACGCUGUUAUGAGAACUUUGCCUGCAGCAAGUCUUGUAAAGUGAAAGCAUGGAAUGAGCGUCAUAAACGAGAAUGUUUGCUAUCAGUAAGGCGAAAGGUCCGGUCCAAAGUCAAAGCAGCUCCCAUUGAAAAGCGAAAGCAGGGAAAAGAAGGCAAAGAUGGAGUAGCCAAAGCUGGAAGAGCCAAACCUGAAAAAGAGAAAGUGAAAAAGAAACCAAAAGACGACAAGAUGAUUAAAGUUUCUGGCGAAAUCAGUAAUCAAGCAGAUCUCCCUUACACAGGGAACUAUAGUUACAUUUGAA